UCAGUUUUGAAGUCUUUGUAUUUGAAGAAAUCGUAAAACUCCAGUUGGAUUGUUUACAGGUCAAGCAUGAAUUGAUGUCCGCGGUGCGCAUGCGUUACUGAUACACCGCCGCUAGGGGAGCUAUUGAGCUCAUCGGCUCUGAGUCUGACGUUGAGAAGAAAAGACACACAGCAGCAGAGCUAGACCGAUGUUAUGGCCCCGUUUAUCACUCCAUCCAGAGUUUGCGCUGCUGUGAAGUAGCUACAACUCCAAAGGCGGGUAAGACGUUACACUCUAGCGUGGGUUUGCUGAUCCUGACAUAUUGUAAUAUCCUCGCUGAGAAAGACUUGUCUUGUUGUUGACGUCUGCUUCAUGUCUGGUAGGGACAGGUGUGGCUAACUUACCAACCUGCUAGCUAGUUUGCUAACUUGAAUACAGUUAAGGGUAACUGCGCUAACGUAAGGUGUCUGUUGGCCAGCUUUUCAAAACUACAUGAGGGUGCGAACGUUGACAUUGAUUAGGUCUAAGCAAGCGUUCAGUAUGGUGUUUUAGAUAAGCUAAUCGCUAAUUAGGCAGCUCUGGUGUUCCGCGGAAAAGUGUUACCCUUUAGGGAAUGCUACCAAGCGGCUCUUCGCAUGCGCAGAGAUACGAGCUCAGGCGCCUUUCAUUGUAACUAUCGAUAAAUACAAAAAGUUAAAUACAUUAUUAUUUCUGUGAUUAGACAAUAGAGAGACACGGUUACCUUUAGAUAAAGACAGAAAUGUAGCGAGUAGUAGUGCUGCAUAUCGUGAUAAUGUAACAUGAGCAUUACUUAGUCGAGGAUGGUGACGUGGCACGGUAGCAUUUUUCAACAGAACACCGGUCCUCAGGCAGCUCACUGUGUGCAGGUGGGGACGCCGCUCUGGGUUUCCAUGGCCGUCGGCUGAUGGGCGAAGCGAUGCGGCACCACUGGCUGCUCCUCGGGGCUUGCGGCUGGGUGCUGCUCAUCCUCAUGUUUGUCAGCAAGUUCAUCAGCUUCAGGGCGAUAGAUGGUAAGCUGUUGUCCCAAGCAUUGCUAACUGCAGAGAGUCAGGUGUGCUGUAUUACAGAAACCUAAUCAGGUUUCUCUUAACUUGUGUUUUCAGACUAUGGAGAGAGGACUGUUGGUCAGAACUGGACUGUGCCUGGCACCAAGCUGGUUAAACCCAACCCUGUGCUCAGUUUGGAAAAGCCGGUUCCAAAGACAGGCAUGAAGCCAUCAGAUAAGGUAAUAAAUGCAGCUCUUUACUAUCAACAAAACGACCCUCAAAGUUAAUUAAAAGUAGGGCCCAACCGAUUUCUCGGUCACAUCGAGUUAACGGUGAAGCACCAUGUAAUAUGCAAAUUAAAGUUCGAGUUAGCCAUCUGCUAUUUGCCUUGUUACACUGUUAGCUGUGCCAGUAAAACGUAGAAUAAACAACAGUACACAUUACGUGAUCGAGCUACUUCUCUUACUGAGGCAGCUGCAUGUCUCCAGAUGAGACCGGACCAGAAAUGUGUAACGUGAGUUAAGACGCGAGGGCACCGAUCGGCGGGCGUGGGGUAGGGGGUAGUUAAAAAGGCUUUUCUAGUCUGAGUUUGAUCAGUUUGUCUUCCUGUUGGCGUGUAGUGCAGUAUCCUACAGUAUAUAUACAGUAUACUGUAGAUAUCUACAGUAUAUAUAUUUUGCAUAACUUCAUAUAAAAUUUAAAAAAUCGGCCGAUUAAUCGGUAAUCGGACCCCCCCCCCCCCCCCCCCAUAAUCGGUAUCGGCCCCAAAAAAUCCAUGUUGGUCGGGCCCUAAUUAAAAGUAAUGCUAUUAAUGAGUAAUUUUAUAGACAAUUUUAACAGACAAUAAUAUUGCAUACAGUGGUAUUGAGUCAUCCUGAAUCCCAAUUAUAAAAAUUUCCUCACCCUGACAGCAAACAGACAGAUGAUCAUCUCACAGCGCUGCACACUUUGGCAGCAAAUGGAGAUAAAGAUGUGAAGUGGCUGUGUCGGGUUAAACUGGCAUAUAACUAACUAGAAUAAUGUGUGUGAAACUUCUUUGACUCUGUUUAUCUGCAGGAUGUUCUAAAAAAAAAAAAAGUCGCUUAGCUGCAACGGUUGGUCACCUUUCCAUGGCAGUGUUAUUGUUGUUAGCCUGCGUAAACAUCAAAUUAACUUCAAACUUAAUAUUUUCAAUCAUGGAUAAACACCAGCAGUUUUCUGUCUGUAUUUGGAACAGAUGCAGAUAAUUACAUCAGUACCUGUCUAAAUGUAAGUUUAAUCUUUGUGUUGUAUUCAGCCAGUCCUGUAACUCUGACAAAGGCGCUGUGCCGGGGUUUGUUGGUGAUUCCUGUCUGUUCUCUUCCGUCGGGUUGACUUUCACUCAGCUUCUUCUGCGCUAUUUUUACGCUUGUCGCCUUCUUUUCUCUGCUGGUAACUGCUCAGUUGUUAACCACUUGUCCACCGACACUAUCGGACACUCAGGCUUUGUCAGCAGGAGAAAGAAGGUGAAAUCAGAAAUGUUGCACUUGUGUUUCUUAAACAACGGAUCUGACCUCUCGGGAUUAAUGACUCUUGUCAGGAGUUUCAAGUAUCAGAAUCAAUUAAUGCGGGGCAAAAGCGUUCAAAUUUGCCAUCACUCACACAGCUGUAAUUGGUGUUUCAGCUGACAGCAGUCCCCAUAGCGACAGAGUGGCAGUCAGUGGCUGAGAGGCGGAUCGAGCUGCUCUCAUCUGUGUGUCAGAACAGCAGCCUCAGGAAUUUGACCCACGUCUCCAUCAGCAAGUUUGUGCUGGAUCGCAUCUUUGUCUGCGAUAAACACAAGAUCUUGUUCUGCCAGACGCCUAAAGUGGGAAACACACAGUGGAAGAAGGUCCUCAUUGUGCUCAACGGUACGUAAAACGCUGAAUGGAAGUAGUAACAAAGCAGGGUUUUAAAACAUAGUGUAGUGUAGUGACUGUGGCUGCAUUUUCACCGACAUGGGAGGUUUAAUUCGUGAAUUCACUCGCGUUUGUGUUUUUGGCGUUGGCAGGCGCAUUCCCCACCGUGGAGGAAAUCCCAGAAAAUCUCGUCCAUGACCAUGAGAAAAACGGCCUACCACGCCUCUCAUCUUUCAAGCCACAGGAGAUCACUCAGAGGUUUGUGAAAUCCAGGUUUAGAUCAUGUAGUUUUUGCUCUUUAAAGCCGUGUGAGCGUAUCAGGGGAGAAAGUGCUGGAAAAUUAAACGUCUGAAUUGAAGGAACUGCAUGAUUGAUUUUAUACCAACCAUCUUGCUUUUCACCUACAGAUUGAGCACCUACUUUAAGUUUUUCAUCGUGAGGGAUCCCUUCGAGCGCGUCAUUUCCGCCUUCAAGGAUAAGUUUGUCAAGAACCCUCGCUUUGAGCCUUGGUACAAGCACGACAUCGCUCCAGCCAUCAUCCGUAAGUACAGAAAAAGCCACCGUGACAGCGACCGCGCUGCCUCCGGCCUGCACUUUGAGGACUUUGUGCGCUACCUCGGCGACACUGAAGGCCGUCACCGCAUGGACCGACAGUUUGGGGAGCAUAUUAUUCACUGGGUGACUUACGCAGACUUGUGUGCGCCGUGUGAAAUACACUACAGCGUGGUCGGUCACCAUGAGACGCUGGAGCAAGACGCCCCGUAUAUCCUCAGAGCCGCUGGCAUCGACCGGCUCGUGUCUUACCCGGCCAUUCCUCCCGGAAUCACCCGCUACAACAGGACCAAGGUGGAGCACUACUUCUCAGGCAUCAGUAAACAGGACAUCAGACGGCUGUACGCACGCUACCAGGGCGACUUCCACCUGUUUGGUUACCCGAUCCCAGACUUCCUGCUGAACUAACAGGAUUAACACUGACUCACGGACGUUUUCAUCGUCACAUUUCUCAAAGACCGAGGGGUUAUCGUAGCUGACUGUGCGCGCCUCAGAGACUGAAAUGCAGAAGAUUGCACAAGGAAACAUCUUUGUUCUUAUUUUAGAAACUGGUGUUAAAAUAACUGACAGAUUGUUGCUAUUUUGGCCUAAAGUUGCUACCUUUAUGAUAUAUAUUUAACAGUGUUUUUAAGGAGAGAGGCUAUUAAUGAAAACGGAUCAGCCGCAUUAGCAGAUCCAGUUGUGCUAUAAGCCGCAGAAUGUAUCAGAAAACAGCGAAUUUAAAGGUAGGAGACAGGCACAGAGCAGUUAUCACUUUAUAUUGAAUUUUAGAGAAUGAAGACUUCUUAUUUCAGUGAUGUAUACUCAGUAUAGCCAUGGAUACAGGCCCAUUACCCUGUGAUGUAGCUAUUAUCCUGCACUGUUUUCAAUGAGUCAUCUCAUCCAUGGACAGCCAUUUGGAUUUCACAUGAUGAGUCUUAACUUGCUGUCAGAGAUGGGGGUGGAGAUGCGCUGUAUCAAAUCUCACAGUAACAGGAGGAGAGUAAAUGACGCGCAGCACUAGUUAUUAGUUUAUGAUUUUCUUACUUGACUUUACCGUUGGUUUUUGCUCUGUUGCAAGCAUUGAAGGGGAAUGUUUUUUUUUUUAAUCUGGAGCUUCAUUUCUACAUGUUUUAGGGUCGUAAGGACUACUAGAUACACAAAUAACAUCUUUUCAGUUAAAUAUCUCCCACCUAAAGGGGUGAAACAGGCUCUAAUAUUUGCUGCUGGACUUAAAUAUUAAAUAUCAGUCACAUCAUUUUUAUUUUUUUGUAACUUAAAGCCUCAGAUUGCAGACAGAAGUCAUAUUAUUUAUUCUAAAUUCUGUAUUUUAUGAAGUGAUCAAAGUGACAAACUGAACAGGAGGUAGAUAAACAACGCCAGCCCUUCUGCAAGGCUUGAAUGAUAAUUUUUUGCCAUGGAAUUGGACGUAUCACUAGUUUAUUAUUAUUAUUAUUAUUAUUAUUAUUAUUAUUAUUAUUAUUAUUAUUAUUAUUAUUUUUAAAUUUAUUAAGACCUUUUACCCCUGUAACGUGCAAAAAAAAAAGCCAAUUGAUUUGUUUAGCACAGUGGUUCUCAAGUCCAGUCCUCUAGGCCCACUGUCCUGCCCUGCUCCAACACACCUGAUUCAAAUGAUCAGCUCGUUAUCAAGCUCUGUAGUGGCUUACUAACGAGCUGAUCAUUUGAAUCAGGUGUGUUGGAGCAGGGAAACACCCAGAACAUGCGGGACAGUGGGCCUCGACAACUGGACUUGAGAACCACGGCCCAGAUUUAAAUAUAAACCUCCUUUUGAAUCCUUGUGACACAGUAAAUCCUCUCAAAACAGGCCUCACACUGAAAAAGUUCCACAUCCUGCCCUGGUCCACACUGUAGCCUUUUUUUUUCUUCGUUUACUAAAACUGACUCGGUAAAUAACGUAUGUAUACUCGGCUGAUAAUUGCACUGGGACAAUGAAGGAAAAGUGACACUGUAUUUUAAAGGAUCAUUUUUCUAUCAGAAAUGUCGUGUAAAUGUUCUUAACAUGAUCUGCAACUCCACAUUUGUAUUACAUGUUGCUAUUUAUAAUAAUAUGGUAUUAACCUGCUGCUGAUCGGGGGCACAAACGUGGUCUUGAAUUAUUGGACGGUACUUCCUCCCUGCUGUCACCUGUUGACAUUUUAAACAGGUGGUCAGAGUAUGAGGAGGGCGACACUACUUAGUAAUAAAGUUCAUGGGAAAUAAA
Molecule: messenger RNA, 5594 nt
Organism: Xyrichtys novacula (pearly razorfish)
Lineage: Eukaryota; Metazoa; Chordata; Actinopteri; Labriformes; Labridae
Source: the annotation of a GenBank genome assembly